Branchiostoma belcheri (Belcher's lancelet) is the source of this 1274-nucleotide messenger RNA. RefSeq names its product UPF0764 protein C16orf89 homolog. Lineage: Eukaryota; Metazoa; Chordata; Leptocardii; Amphioxiformes; Branchiostomatidae. Gene Ontology annotation, cellular component: membrane; cytosol. Bases 49 to 1257 code for a protein of 402 amino acids. The record is from RefSeq and is a predicted model, not a curated record. The transcript is spliced from 7 exons.
GUAAAUAAAGGUCACUUGUAUAGGUAGGCAGGACGGAAUAACGACAAUAUGGUACUGGGCACGGUCCUUCUGCUGUUCCCGCUGAUCAGUACCGGGUCGCCGGCGGGUGGCUGGGCGGGCACGGACGCACACGAGGCCGAAGGCGGUACGGGUAGGCACGCGGUGGGCGGUGGACGGGCUGGGGCGGACUUAAUCGCCGUUACCGAGGCCUUGCAGCGAGCCGUACGGUUCUUCAGCGACUCUUACACCGAGACCAACUUGGACGGGCUCUACGGGCUGCGGGUAGCGGAGGGUCAGCUGAUCCUCCUGCUGCAGUCAUGCAACAAUGGCGAACAGCGGGUCGGAUUUUACGACACCGUUCUGGACGGUUUGCGGCAGGUCCUGGAGGAGAUCUCGGACGUCGCCAACCGGACGCUACCGGAAAUAGAAGCCAGGAAUCCUGGGUACUACGAACAGUUCCUCGAGGUCGUGAACAAACCGUACAUUAUCGAGGCGUUUCCCAGAACUUUGGAAACGCAGGAGUGGGCUGAGCAGUACAGACCGUCUGUUGAAAAACGUCUGCCGACUUUUAACGAAGAGGAAAGUGACAAGUGCAUGUCUUACAUGAUGGGCAGCAAGAUUCGUGGACAUCACACGAAGGAGAUCCGGUGCACCAUUACAGAGCGGUGCUGGAACCUGGUCACCAUACCCGACACGUCAGGCUACAUCAUCACACACCAGCUGCUGUAUACAGUCCUGGCGGAACAUGUCGGCUGCACAAACGAGUUGAACAGUUACGCCAGACAGCAGGGUUUUCUGGAGGGCGUUCCCGGCAUGCAGCGCGGGCGUUGUUCGUCCAUCUUGUCUCAGGCUGAGUUCCUGGCGAGUAACGGACCUCCUCAGCCUGAACAGGACCUCUUCAUGGAACAAGCUGUGGUGUGCGGCAUGCUGGGAUACACAAACUUCCUGCGCCCUGAUUGGCUACAGAAGGUGAUGACGUGGCAGAGGCCGGACGGAUGCUUCGGGAAGGAGAUGAAGGAAGAGGAGGACGAAUUGGUGGAACAGUUACACAGUCUACCUUUUCACGCACACAGUCUUAAUGGGAGUACAGAACACAGGCCACAGACGAGAUCGCCAACGAGUAGAAGACUCCUUGUGGAAAGGCUAAUGCACGGUGGUUGUUUGUCCCACAAGAGCGGACUGGGCACGGCUCUACUCGCCAUGUACGCACGCGCAAUGAUAGACCCCACGUACGGAUGGGAGAGUACACAAGAUUGACGUCUGUACGAAAUCUA